UAAUAGUAUUUUCUCUAUUUUUCCUUAUUAAAAUUACGAUUUGUCAAAUGAAAUUUUUAUUUCUAAACUAAAACAUGAAACAAAACCCGUUGCAACGUACAAGCUCAUAUCUAGUAAAAAAUAAAAUUAAAUAAUAAUAAUAAUAUUUUCGAAUUUAGAUAUGAGUUAUUAAAAUUUUUAGUUUCUUACUUUAAUCAGAAUAAGUUUAUUUUACACAUAUAAUAAAAAAAAGUAUAGUUUGAAAAGAAAAAGGGUGUAUUUUCCAAAUUUUAAAAAGUAAUUUUAGAUAAAAAAAAAUAAAUAUAUAAUAUAAGAAACAGAAAUAUUACAUUAAAUAGAAAAUAUAUGGUGCUUAUAAUUGGAAAACUAGUAUAAAUUAUUAGUUGACAAAAAAAAAAGUAUAAAUUAUUAUACAAAGGUUAAUUGGAAAUCAGACAGAAGGAAAAAAGAAGAUAAAGGUUGCAUAGAGCGAGGCGCAAGAGAGAGAGAUACCUGUCUGCCUCUCUUCUCCGCCUGUAAGCGCCGCUUCGACAACAUCAUCCCAGAAUAAAAGAUGGACUCGGAUGCUGGUGCAGUGUAUAAAAGAAGAAGCGGGUCUGGACCAUCUGUUAGGAUCAAUCAGACAAUGCUGAGAAGACAUGGCUGGUCAUCGACAAGUGUGGUGGAAUCGCUACCAGACGAAAUUAUGGAGCUCAUCCUGUCGAGACUUGCUGUGAAGUGUCUGCUGAGGUUUAAAUGUGUAUCAAAGAAGUGGAAAUCCACAAUCGAGUCCCUCCGUUUUAAAGAGGCACAGUUGAGGCAAUCGCAGCAAUCGGGAGAUCCAGAUAUUCUUUAUGUGACCGAGCAUAAUGAUGAUGAUGAUGAUGAUGAAGUGAGAAUCAUCCCUGUCUUGGGGUCGUCGUCAAUGAUUCGUACGGUCAAGUUCCCAUCUAUUCCCAACACCAAUGUUUGCUAUGGUAGCUGUGAUGGUCUUAUAUGCCUCUUUUCUCACCACUCACCAAACAUGGUGGCGAAUCCGGCGACCGGAUGGCACCAAUGUUUUCCUCUUUCUAGAGUCCAACAGCUCCUCUCCAACAUGUGUAUAACCGAAUCAGCCUGCGAUACCCCAAACCCUCAACUUGGAUUCGGCAAAGACAAAUUCACAGGCACCUACAAGCCCGUCUGGUUAUGUAAUUCAGCUGAAUUUGGCCGCCGCCUAGACAACACUACUACUACUACUACUUGUGAGGUUUUCGACUUUAACACUAAUGCUUGGAGAUACCUUGUCCCUGCUUCUCCGUAUCGGAUUUUGGAUGACCAUAAGCCUGUGUAUUUUGAUGGCUCACUUUAUUGGUUAACCGAGUGUGCCAAGGUCUUGUCUUUUGAUCUUCACACUGAAACUUUUCAAGUCAUCUGUCAAGCUCCCUUUUCCCAUAUACCUGAACCUCAGCAAGUCGAUAUGUGCAUCCUCGACAACAGCUUGUGCCUAUCCCAAAGAAACUGGCCCACCCAAGUGAUAUGGUCCUUGUUGUUACACACCAACAAUACCUCGUGGAAGGAAAUCUGUACAAUAGAUCUCACCAAAACCUUUUCUUUGCCUGAGGAGCUUCCUUGUUUUCCAUUACCAGUUGCAUUGCCAGUAGCGCUUCUGGAGAAGAAGACCAAGUUACUCUUUGGUCCUGCACUUAUGCAACCAAUGGUGAUACAUGAUCUCCAUACCAAAUCUUAUCAUAAAGUUUUAUCACCCGUGGGCCUCUUUGGGUAUCCCGUUUGUCAUUUCGAUUCUUUAUUCUCCCUUUCACCCAACUAAUCUAUUUCUACUUCAUUUGAACCCAUUGUAAUUUUAACUUUAUAAGGAUGGUUUUCUUUGUCUUAUUGCUGCUGUAUACAAAGCUUUUUUUUUUUUUU
Molecule: messenger RNA, 1887 nt
Organism: Brassica rapa (field mustard)
Lineage: Eukaryota; Viridiplantae; Streptophyta; Magnoliopsida; Brassicales; Brassicaceae
Product: F-box protein At1g11270
Molecular function (GO): protein binding
Source: RefSeq, a predicted model, not a curated record